This is a messenger RNA of Limulus polyphemus (Atlantic horseshoe crab), 1110 nucleotides long. RefSeq names its product translin-like (gene trsn). Lineage: Eukaryota; Metazoa; Arthropoda; Merostomata; Xiphosura; Limulidae. The transcript has 6 exons. The coding region runs from base 142 to 873 and encodes 243 amino acids. Gene Ontology annotation, molecular function: sequence-specific DNA binding; single-stranded DNA binding; RNA binding. Gene Ontology annotation, biological process: RNA metabolic process. The record is from RefSeq and is a predicted model, not a curated record. Gene Ontology annotation, cellular component: cytoplasm; nucleus.
UUCUAGAUGUCACUACUUUCGACUAAAGCAUCGUUUCAUGUUGAAUGGUUAGAAUUGUUAAUUGAUACCGAUUAUAUUUUGGUAUUAAAUAGUUAACUAGAUUAAAAUUAAAUUGUGCGGUUAAGUAAAACGUGUAACAAAAUGACGACGGAAACUAAAUCUUUCGCUGAAAUUUUUCAGUCAUUCCAAAAACACAUUGACACUGAACAGGAUCUUCGUGAGGAGAUUCGGUUAAUUGUCCGUGACCAAGAACAAACUGCUAGAAGAAUUCUAACUGUAUUACAAGGUGUGCAUCAACCAGAAGGACUCAGAGAAAUACCAGCUAUAUGUGAAAAAGCUAGAAUAUUGUUUGAAGAUGUUAGAAAACACUUUAAAGAACUGAAGUCUAAGGUUCCUUCAGAUCAGUACUACAAAUUUCAUGAUCAUUGGAGAUUUGUUAGUCAAAGGCUGACUUUUGUAGCAGCCUUGACUGUCUACCUUGAGACAGAGUCUUUGAUAGAAAGGGAACAAGCAGCAGAGAUGCUAGGAGUUGAGGUUGAUAGAACGCAAGGAUUCCACCUAGAUUUGGAAGAUUUUUUGAUGGGACUUUUGUAUCUAGCAGAUGAACUGGCUAGAUUUGCUGUCAACAGUGUUACAGCAGGAGAUUACAAUCGUCCUACCAGAUUAGCACACUUCAUGUCACAGCUGGACUUGGGCUUUCGUCUACUCAAUUUGAAGAAUGACUCCCUUCGAAAAAAGUUUGACUCUCUUAAGUAUAAUCUCAAGAAGAUUGAGGAGGUAAUUUAUGAUCUUUCUAUACGUGGUUUGAAACCCCAGAUUGACCCAGUUACUGCUGUUGAAGAAAACAGUCGUGAAGAUGCUGUAGGCACAUAAUCUGAGAAGAUUCACGCAUCUUUUAUUUUUUAAUGCUUUUUCUAUUCAAAGAUUGUAUUAUUUUUGUUAUUCAGCAGGGUCAGGAGUGACUUAAAUUAAUAUUAUAAAUGUUUUGCCAUUUUUUUUCUACCAUCGCGUAAUUGUGGAUAGUGUUGUAUUUCUUUGAAACGGUUAACAUCAGAACUGUACAAAAUGCUAAACUAUGUGAAUCGUCAUGAAUAAAAAUGUUUAUCUUAA